Molecule: messenger RNA, 1836 nt
Organism: Plectropomus leopardus (leopard coralgrouper)
Lineage: Eukaryota; Metazoa; Chordata; Actinopteri; Perciformes; Serranidae
Product: leucine-rich repeat-containing protein 43-like
Cellular component (GO): cytoplasm
Molecular function (GO): protein binding
Source: RefSeq, a predicted model, not a curated record
AUGUCAACAAACACAUUAUCUGCUGUGUUAGAGAAGCUGAUUCAACGUUUGUGUCUGAAGGACUUUCCUUGUGGAUAUGGCACCUGGAGAAGGACCAAGGACAGUACAGACGGAGCAGAGACAGAGGAGACAGAUGCCCUCUUGGAUCUGCUCAGCUGUCCUCACUCACCCUGGAGACAUGAUGAAACAUGGAGCCCACAAGCGCUGACCCUGAGACAGCUGGCCGUGCUCACACCUGAACGCCUGCAUGCAGACUUCAUUUACAGUUACUUUACUACACUUCGCAUCGUGAACCAGAGUGUAUCAGUCAUUGAUGACGGCCUGUUAAAGUUCUCAAAGCUGGAGGAGCUGGUUUUGAGUGUCAACAAAAUUUCAAAAAUCCCUGCAGAAAACCUUCCUAGCACUUUGAAGAUUUUGGAGCUACGUGACAACCGGGUGUUGGCUCUAGAUAGUCUCACCAGCUGCCUGCCUCCUGGACUGCAGUACCUCGGACUCGGCUCAAACAGUCUGGGUUCCCCUGAAGACGUCUGUCAUCUUACAGGAACAACCUGGCCGCAGCUGGUGUGUCUGGACCUGAGUGACUGUGAGUUUCAGGACCAGCGGGCCCUGCUGGACGCCUUGAGCACACUCUCCUGCCUCAGGACACUAGUUCUGGAAGGAAACCCCUUCACUCUCACUCCCUCUUACCCGGGCUUCACUAUAGACCAUCUCCCUCACCUCUCGUGCCUGGACGCGGCAUGGAUCUCCUCUGAGGAAAGACACCUUUUUAGGGGCUUUGCCGAGAUGACUGAUCUGAUAGUGAACUGGGCAUCAGCCACAGUGAGUGUGGGCAAAGUGAGGGGAAUCCCAGACCCGUCGACGAGUGUGGACGAAAAUGCUCCUGACUUUCCUGUUAUCACCUACGGCUACUUUAUCACAUACGGGUUCCUUAGUCAUCAAACUGUGGACCUGAAAUUCAGUGACUCUAAAUGUGAUGCAGCAUAUGCGACAGAAGCCAAUGUUAACCUUCAAUCAAACAAAAAUAGUGAAAAAGAAUCACCUGAACCAGACACACAAGACGUAAUGGUGCAUACUAAGGAAACCAGCCAUGAUACUGCACAUGUGUCAAGGCACAGCACAUUAAAGCUGACAUGGUCAGAGAGUAUGGACUUCAGUGACACACUAACGUACACUGUUGGUGAUCUAGGAGGUUUGAAGAAAUUCUUCAAUCAAGGACUUUAUCUUAUGAUUCAAGAGGAAAAGGUCCUCUGGUGGCCCACAGUCUCUGAUGAAGACCCGGUGGCCAAACCCAGCCGAACUGUGAAAGAGAAGAAUGGCAGGAAAGAAAAAGAAACUCCAAUCAAAUCUGGUUCCACCAAAGACAAGUCGAAAGACAAAAAGAAGAAAUCUGUACCAGAGCUGGUCCAGGACGCUCCCAUCAGAAGAACCCUUGGCUCCGUCCACGUCCCCCUGCAGAGCCUAGUCAAAGGAAGUCAAAAGGUUAAUGUCCUCUGUGACCUCGGUGCUCUGCACACAGAGACUGAGGUGGAAGCUCAAACACAAAAAGUUGAAAAGGAUCUGGUAAAGAAAAUAAUAGAGGACAAAAAGAAGGAGGACAAGGAGUCAAAGCGGAGAGGAGGCAGUGGGACCAAACAGAAGAGUACAGCAGCUCUGAAAGGAAAAGGAAAGGGAAGGAAGGAAUGCGAGGUGGAUGCAGACGACUCUGUGUCCAUCCAACUGGAACCAGUGACAGUGGAGUUGAGCGUGGAGCUGGAGAAAUGGCGGUCUGCAGCUGAGGCUCAUCACCUUCUGCCCACACACCAAACCUCCGUCAGCCAACAGUCUGAUCCGUCUUAA